ACAGCCUGUCAGCUGCAGCUUUAGGUGCUGUUCACACAAUUGGCGAUUGUCAUAUUCAGUGUGGUAAUAAAUAUCAGUCGCCUAUGUAUAAAUAUCCCAGCCUCAUGUAGGACAUAUUUGUGCUUGAGCUGUGUGCUGUGAAUCACUGGUUUCUGUGUGUCAUCAGCGAUUCAGUUUAAGGAGUAUGAAAAAAAUAGAAACAUUUCACAAUGUUGAAGGGAGGAAGUUUGUUCUUUCCACGGAAACAUUUUACAUCGACAGAGAAAAGUAUGUGACGUCAUCUACAAAGCAUGUGACGCCUCAGCUACAGAAUAUGAAACAUGAGCCUUAAGCCUGAUGACAUGGGUUUCUUUUUCGUGUAUGGAGUGAAGUCUAUAGAAGGAUUUGGUGCUGGCGGCGUUCUGGAAAUCGACGACUGUGUAAAUAUCCAAUGCAAGUGAAAACAAGCUCACAGGUCAUAGAGUAAAUAGGUGGUGAACGCUGGGGAUCGUUCAGAGAUGUCAGUGUGCUGCCUGCUGGCUAUGGAGUAGAGCAUCUGCAGAGUCUUCCCAGGCGACAUCAGACGUUACGGAAACAUGCUAUGCAUAAUCCUCUCGGUGCUUAUUGGACUGUUUACACUGGUUUUGCUGUUUUCCACACGUGUCAGACGGCAAAAUGAGCCGCCUUUGGACCAGGGGCUCCUUCCGUGGCUCGGCCACGCGCUCACCUUCGGAAAAGAUGCCGCAAAGUUUCUGGCUCGGAUGAAGGAGAAACACGGGGACAUCUUCACCGUCCGUCUUGCUGGCCGUUACAUGACGGUGCUCCUGGAUCCCGCCUCCUACGACGCCGUGCUGGGAGACACGGCGUCCUUCACCCAAAACAGGAGUCAGCUCCUAAAAAGCAUCUUCAGCCUGGUGCUGCCGGACAUGCAGCCCUCAGCGGAGAGGACGCUGAUGGAACAGCAUUUUCAGGGCGCGAGUCUCUCCAAGCUCAACGGUGCCAUGGGAGCCCACCUUCAGAGCCUGCUGCUGAGCGAGCACCAAGGCUGCAGGUCUGCAGAGUGGAGCCAGGACGGGCUCUUCAGCUUCUGUUACAGCCUGCUCUUCAGGGCCGGGUAUCUCACGCUGUUCGAGGGCAGAGACAACGACGCAGCUGUCUACAAGGAAUUUCGCAAGUUUGAUGGUCUUCUCACCAAACUGGCUUAUCGUUCACUCAAGGGAGAGGAAAGGCAAACGGCGGACUCGUCACGGGAGCGGCUCUGGCGGCUGCUGACGCCGGUCCGGACCAGCGGCGGGUCCGAGUCGGGCUCCUGGCAGCAGAACUACUGCCGCUUCCUGCGCGGAGAGGGCGUCGACGAGGAGACGCAGACGCGCGCGCUGCUGCUGCAGCUGUGGACCACGCAGUGCAACGCUGGACCUGCUGCCUUUUGGCUCCUUGGCUUCCUGCUCGCUCACCCCGCCGCCAUGGAGGCCGUGAAAGCAGAGGUCGGGACGCUCCACCACCUCACGAACGGCCCCGUCGCUGCCCUGCAAGCCCACCGCACACCUGUGCUCGACAGCGCUCUGGCCGAGACCCUGCGGCUCACCGCCGCCGUGAUGAUAAACAGGGAGGUGGCGCGGGCCAGGACCCUGGCCACGGCCGGCGGGCGCGAGUAUCACCUGAGACGGGGCGACAGAGUGUGCCUGUUCCCGUUUCUCAGCCCUCAGAUGGACCCAGAGAUUCACCAAGACCCACAGCUCUUCAAGUAUGACCGCUUCCUAAAUGAAGACAUGACAGUGAAGGAUGCGUUCUACAGGAAUGAGAAGAGGCUGAAGUACUACACCAUGCCAUGGGGGGCGGGGAGGAACGUCUGCGUCGGGAAGGACUUCGCGGUUGCGAGCAUCAAACAGUUUGUGUUCCUGGUGCUGACCAGCCUCGAUGUGGAGCUGUGCGACCCGGAGGCCAAGCUGCCGCCCGUGAACCCCAGUCGCUACGGUUUCGGGAUGCUGCAGCCAAAGGGAGAUCUGCAGAUCCGGUAUAGACUGAAGAGGACGCAGCAUAGAAUGUAAUUAUUUAUCUGUUUAACAGUCACAAAUGUUAAACUGUAGCCAUAUUUAUUCCUUACUGUGUUUGCUUAUUGCACUUGUAUUUAAUUUGGUGUGUGUGUGAUUAAAAUUAUUGAAUAAAAGUACAGUAAAGUACAGACUGGA
Molecule: messenger RNA, 2168 nt
Organism: Betta splendens (Siamese fighting fish)
Lineage: Eukaryota; Metazoa; Chordata; Actinopteri; Anabantiformes; Osphronemidae
Gene: ptgis
Product: prostaglandin I2 (prostacyclin) synthase
Exons: 11
Coding region: 576-2027 (483 amino acids)
Biological process (GO): prostaglandin biosynthetic process
Molecular function (GO): oxidoreductase activity, acting on paired donors, with incorporation or reduction of molecular oxygen; iron ion binding; prostaglandin-I synthase activity
Source: RefSeq, a predicted model, not a curated record